UUCUCGUCCUUCUAGGUGAAAUAAUGUUUCGGUCAUGCCUUUGAGAUCUAUAUCGUCCAUUUAUCACCAUGAACCCACGAGCAGCUGUCACUCCUAAUAGAAACUGGAGUAGCAGUUAGAAUCAGAAGGGCCGCUUAGAAGCUACUCAUGGCAAACGUUCCGUGAUAGCUUCGCUCCCAGCCUCUUACCCAUCCGUACGCCUAUUAUCUCGUCUACCAAUCUAACCAAAGCGAGAGCCUCGCGAACACCAGGCAACAGCAUCCACGAUGGACGACUUCGACCCCCGAAACCAAACCUUCACCAUCCUCGGACACCCCAACACCUCCACCUCCCCACCCCCUCAAAUAACAAUCUCCAUGUCCAUAAUCGACGCCCAACGCAUCCGUCUGGCCAACACAUCCAUAAACUACGGCGUCCAACUCGGCCUCUGCCUCUUCUCCCUCCUAACCACCCUCCUCCUCCUGCCAACCCGUAAACUCCGGCGCCCUGUACAUUUAACCCAAGGACUAUGCCUCGUGGUAUCAGUAGUCCGCCUCGCGAUCCUAGUCCUCUAUUUCCCGGGCCCGUUGACCGAGUACUACGUCGCGUGGACGCGCGACGCGAGUGUACUUACAGACGAGGAGUACGGGUUACCGGAUGCGAGUGCGGUGUUAGGGGUUGUGCAGUUGGCGCUUGUGGAGGCGGCGUUGGCGGUGCAGAGUAGUGUUCUUGUGAGGACUUGGGGGAUGCAUUGUAAGACUAGGAAUGGAGGGAAGGGAAGUGAUGGAAGUGGUUCUUCGACGCUUGUGGGUGUUGAUACCGAGGCCUCUGUGGCUACGACGGCGACUAGGACGAGAGGUGUGAUAAGAGGGAAGUGUUGGUGGAGACCGCCGGUUAUAUGUAUGGCGGUGUUUCUUGCUGUUGCGGCUGUUGGACUAAGAGCCGUCUGGGCAGCACACUGGGUCCAAGCACUAAAAGGCCACACCCUCCCCGUACCCCUCGACAGCGUAGGAGCAGCUUCUUCAAUUGUCGGCGCAGCGUCUGUUUUCUACUUCUGCGGUAUCUUCUUCGCCCAUCUAGCACUACAUCUCGCAGCUACACGACGGAUACUUCGAAGCAAGAAAAGCAAGGGAACAAGAAAGCUCUCAAUGGCCUUGACACUUGGAGAUAAUGAGCGCGGUUUAACUUCGCUGGAGAUUUUGGCGGUUGGGAACGGCGUUCUCAUGUUAGCGCCUUGUCUCUUCGCAGGUCUCGACGUAGCCGCCGGACCAGGAAACACCAAAGUCCUCCCCUUCGAUGCCGGAUCCUGGGUCCAAACCCUAGUCGCCGCAGGUCUUCCUCUCAUCAGCAUCGCCGCGCACUACCGAGGUUCCGACUCCGCCGGAUCGCGCGUAAACUCAUUACAUAAUUCACAAUUCGGGAUGCCGAGUCCAAGCAUAAACCUAAGCCCAGAUACAAGUUCUAAUACGAGAGCGAGGAUGAUGAUUGGAGGAAGGAGGAAGAGUAGUGGUAUAAGUGGUAUUAGCGGCGGUAGUAUAAAUGGUGACGGACGAGAAAAGCGGCGUCGGCGGUCGUCACGAUUUUUCGUUCCGGGUGAGACUAGAGUAUCGUUUUCGUCCCCUUUCCGUUCCUGUCCGCCGAAUAUCUCUCCCUUCAAAACGGAGGCGGCGGAUCUAGAGACACUGGCGGGUGGAAGCAGCAAUAGAGGAGUUAGAAGUCCUCAUCUAGCAAGGACUAGUUUUGCUGUCCCACCUGAAAAGUCAGCGGAGUGGAGGGCCAGAUCGCCUACGGAUGAUAGGAAUCUCAAUGAGCUCGGUGUAGGGGACAUAGAGAUAGAGAGCGAAGGGGCAAGAGAUGGGAAGGGAGAUGAAUAUCAGGAAAGCCUAGAAAAAGAUCACUAGGUGACUCAAACCAAAUACAAAUGAUGGGAUCGGGUCCUAUAAAUAAUAUAAUGCUAUUACCACGCGUAUUCGC
This is a messenger RNA of Hypoxylon trugodes, 1953 nucleotides long. RefSeq names its product fungal pheromone mating factor STE2 GPCR-domain-containing protein. Lineage: Eukaryota; Fungi; Ascomycota; Sordariomycetes; Xylariales; Hypoxylaceae. The coding region runs from base 267 to 1880 and encodes 537 amino acids. The record is from RefSeq and is a predicted model, not a curated record. Gene Ontology annotation, molecular function: mating-type factor pheromone receptor activity; pheromone binding. The transcript is spliced from 3 exons. Gene Ontology annotation, cellular component: membrane; G protein-coupled receptor homodimeric complex. Gene Ontology annotation, biological process: G protein-coupled receptor signaling pathway.